Messenger RNA from Hyphopichia burtonii NRRL Y-1933, 1461 nucleotides. RefSeq lists its product as uncharacterized. The record is from RefSeq and is a predicted model, not a curated record. The transcript has a single exon. NCBI's taxonomy places the organism in Eukaryota, Fungi, Ascomycota, Pichiomycetes, Serinales, Debaryomycetaceae. The coding region runs from base 113 to 1429 and encodes 438 amino acids.
CACGUCUUGGUACUUGACUAAAUUGAACACUGACGAUUUUGAGUUCAUUCACAAUGUUUACCAGAUGUUAUGUGAUUUUAUUAAAAAUUGUGCUAAAAGAAUCAGCAGAAUAAUGGAGCUGCCUUCUAAACUACUUAAUUUAAUUGAUGAUUUGACCUUUAUUCUUGAUAAUCACUUGAAGGAACUAGUCAGUGAUGAUCCCAACCUGAAUUCAAUAAAAGUAGUUGAUGAUUACUUCCGUCAAGCAAGAACAGACAACACUGUGAAUAAAUUUUCUAAUGCAACUGCUUCAGAAACCUUACUGGGAUAUUUAGCAAACCGACAUGUACUUUUCGAUCAUUCUGCUUGUAAUAGGGCAGGCUAUAGCAAAUUUGAAUUUUUUGAUGAUUCAAACUCAAUGGGUCUGUAUCAAUCGGAAGAGAAAAGCAAUGAUGCAAAUCAUCCUCAUUUAAUUUACUUUAGAAUUUUAGUUAAAGAAAUCAUUCAAGCAACGUUUCGAGAUGAUGAUUCGUUUGUUUCUGGUCCUGGAAAUAGUGGACCAACGUCAUCGGUCAUUACUAUGAAUUUAAUUAUCUUGAUAGUAUCUGAUUUGAUACUUAAUAAGAUAUUUACAAAUUUAUCAUCGCCCGAAUUUUGUUUAGGUUUGAUUGAUCAAAUUAUCGACUCACUAAUUCAGGCAAUUGAAAAACCCAAGAAGAAAUCAAGUUUCCCUACUAGCACUGUAAUAGAACAGAAUAUAAUAGGGUUUUUCAAUAAAGCUUACACUUCAAUCAACUCUUUUAUGGGGACAAGCUCCUCUGCUGAUAAUAAUGAUGGUAACCCUAUUGGGUCGGGGUCUACUCAUAUAUUCAACUUUUCUGUAUUUUCGUUGAUCGAUACCAUUACCAAUAUUUCUAAUAGAAGACCCUCUCUUUAUCAUUCUAUAGGUCUUGUUAGUUCUUGGAUACUACUGAGUCCAUCACUAGCAACCAAACUCGAUAACAUGAUAAAGUCUUUUAUUUCAUCCAAAAUCUUAGGAGCAGGCUUUCUCAAAGAUGAUUUUAUUGCUCAAGUAGUUAAUCAAUUGAAAGAGAAUUUAUUCGGAGAAAAGGCUAAUUCCAAUGAAAAAGAAGAAGAAAAGAACGAAGAAGAAAACAAGGUUUCAGUUGAAUCAUUAACUGAAAAAACUUACGAUUUACUUCAAAAUAAAAUACCUUCUUUAAUCCCCGGUGGAGCACUGAUAUUUGGUAACUUUUUCGGAUGCCAAGGUGAAAAUGAAGCAGAGUUGAAGAAAAGCAUAGGUAAAUUUUUCACGAUAUUCAAUUACGACGCAGAGAAGUCAAGUAAUUACAAUUCGCUUAACGAGAAUUGUGAAUUGAACAAGCUUUUGAUGGUGAAAUGGCUUGAUUGCCUUAUAGGAGAGUUAUAUCCUGAAUUACUUAGUAAAUAGUGAGGUACCUACAAAUAAUCAAUAAAUGUGGA